This is a messenger RNA of Pistacia vera, 1140 nucleotides long. RefSeq lists its product as uncharacterized. The coding region runs from base 207 to 893 and encodes 228 amino acids. The transcript is spliced from 4 exons. Gene Ontology annotation, cellular component: chloroplast. NCBI's taxonomy places the organism in Eukaryota, Viridiplantae, Streptophyta, Magnoliopsida, Sapindales, Anacardiaceae. The record is from RefSeq and is a predicted model, not a curated record.
GGGGUGCAGUCAGAAACGGUUUUUGAAGCCGCCUCCGACAGUCCUUCCACCGCCUUAAACGGGACUAUUUAAUAUUUAUACUAAUUUUCCUUCACGAAUUUGCCUGAUUAACAUCAGCCCUUCACUAAUCCCUUCAAUAAAACAAAAAACAAAACUUUCUUCAAUUCCAACCAAUAGAAUCAUUUCAUGAUAAGUUUGAUUGUUGAAUGAUGAGUUGUGUUCAGGGGACUGGUUUUUGCAAGCCUGGUGUGAUUCUGCCGAACAGGGCUCACUUAAAGAGCGUGCCGUGCACGACAAGGCGGGCAUUGGUGAAGCUGAAUGCAACGACGUCGUACCCGCUAUUCGUGCCUAAGUUGAAAGGGCGGCAAAAACGAGGGGUUAUGUGUGUUCUCGGAGGGAAAGACAAGUCCGAAGACGAGAAACGACCAUGGGAAGCUUUUGGAAAAAAUAUGGGAAAUUUGAAGGGGCAGUCAAUUGAGGAUUUGCUUCGGCAGCAGAUCGAAAAGAAAGAAUAUUACAAUGGAAGUGGUGGCAAAAGUCCGCCACGUGGUGGUGGUGGCGGCGGCGGCGGCGGAAAUGGUUAUGGAGAUUCAGGGGAUGAAACUGGAAAACGAAUAUUAGCAACGAUUUUUGUCAUACUUGUGUACAUUUGCUUCAUUGAUGGUGUUGAGCUGACACGAUUAACAAACGAUUACAUAAAGUAUCUCCUUCGAGGAAAAAAGAGUGUCCGAUUAAAAAACGCAAUGUACAAGUGGGAAAGGUUCUGGAAAAGCCUGACAGAGAAGGUGUGUGAGAAGUUUCGGUUAGAGAUGAAUACCUCAACAUGGUUCCACUGUCCCAAUUAUAGGCGUCUUCUUCGAUCUUACAUAUCUUCACAAAAUGAUGCCCAGUAAUCCAACAUUUUCCCCCAAGCCCUGCAUUAUCCUCUUUCCCUGCUUAUCUUGCAUAUUGCCUGCAACAAUGAAGUGAAACUAGCUUUAGCACUUGUUUUCUGUCCUUUGAGAUGGUUCAAGAGACCGAUUAAUAUUUCUGUCAUAUCAUUAGCUUAAAAAACAUUUUUGUGUACAGGAAUUGAAACUUUAAUCUACUUAAAGAUGUAAGGCAUGCAUUGUAUUUUGUCAAUGGAAAUUUUUUCUUUCA